CCACAAGGCUCUCAAAGGGAGGAAGAAAACAGUUGUAGAGACCAUUGUGAGGAGCCAGUGGUGGGAGGCGGGCUUUGGUGUGGUGAAGAAACACGAGGAUGUUCCCUGUACCAACUUCAGGGAACUUAUCAAAUUGUACCCAUUUCUUGCUCAGGUGGUGAUGGACCACUGCACAUCAGUAACCGAGAAAUGUACUCUGUAUGAUUUCAGACUACUUGAGGACAACUAUUGCAUCAAGGAAGACAAAAACAUUUUACGAUCCUCUGUAAAAAGCCCAUUCAACCAACAGACCUGGGAAGUACUGCCUGCUGCCAAAGAACUAACAUCUAAGGUGUUGGUAUGGAAGAAGGAACAUCCAGUGAGCAUUAUGGCACAUCAUAGAUGUUUAGGCCUCCUUCAACACCCACUAACAGAGGCAUGGAUCAGUUUUAAGUGGAAGUCAUACGCCAGAUGGAUAUUUGCAGGGCUAUUGGUACUACGGCUCUUUGCAGUUGGUGUCCUCAUUGGCUUUAUGGCAACAAUUCAUAAUUGGGAGCAAGUCAAAAAGUAUUCCAAUAAAUCAAAAGAAGUAUUUUGUGGAGUUCUAGAAACUUCUCAUGAUACUGUUAAUGCAGCAGAAGAAAUGAUGACGCCCGAGUUCACGGGAAGACUCCAGUGGAACUCAACUGUGUAUUAUACAUGGCACGUCCUCCUGCUUGUUUCACUCAUUCUUCAGGUCACACUGGAGGUUAUGAGUACAAAGAAGCUGCAGUGGGACUAUGUUGACAGUACCUUCAUCUUCGUGCGGAUCCCUUCCUUGGUGUUGACUACUAUAGUGUGCAUUCCCUCCUGCAAGUGUGGUUUCCAGCUGGGCAUCAAAAUGGUGAGACAGUUUCCCUUUGCUGUUUUUUCAUUUAAUGUUCUAGAUCAGCAACCUGCAUUAAAAGACCAUGGGAAGGUUAGCUGCUGCAUUCCUCUUUACAAACAACUUUAAAACAAAUAUGCUUCACAUAACACUGGAUAGACCAACCGCCCAAAUGGCUUGUACUGUGAUCUGGUAAGUGGUGAAAAUUAUUUUUAAAAAAUCCACUGUUUUUACUAUUUUUUGUGAAGACCUAGAGAAGGAUACAGACAAGGCAUUGAAUGAUAGGUGGGGUGAAGAUAGCACUACAGGACGGUGCUACUGCUGGUGAGGAGGGUAAUUUUGACACAUUUAAAGUUAGGUUGCAAGUACUGUAUAAUCAUUAAAAGAUUUUGAGAACUCACAAAUUUUAUUUGAAUAACGGACAUGUUUUUAUCAAUAAGUGACCAUUAUAAACUUGCAACCUUACCUAACCUGCACAAAAAUAACUAAAAUAUAAAUCAGAACUACAGCCUCGGGCUCGUCAGGUUUUGU
Messenger RNA from Homarus americanus (American lobster), 1375 nucleotides. RefSeq lists its product as uncharacterized. Lineage: Eukaryota; Metazoa; Arthropoda; Malacostraca; Decapoda; Nephropidae. The transcript has 5 exons. The record is from RefSeq and is a predicted model, not a curated record. Bases 161 to 973 code for a protein of 270 amino acids.